CAUCACUAUCUGGAAAUUGUAUCAAAUGGACAAUUGUGAGCCGAAAUGUAGUAUUUUAGGUAACUUGACCGUCUCAUUGAUGGCAAUUAUGGAGCAGGGGAUUCAUACAAAAAAUGAUGAGAUAAUAUUUCUGCUCAACCCUGACCGUGGUUCAUAGAAAACAUUGAAUUUCAGACAGUGAAAGAGUAACAAUGAUUUUGAGACUUGUGGCUUUAGUGUUGUGUACAAUAAGAAUUGUUGGCCAAGAAGGUGGAUACAAUGGUUUUGUUAGUUUUUUUCAAAGAUUUUUAUUUUCACAGUUUCUUUCUAAAGACUUUUCAGACACAAAUCACAUUACAACGCAAGCAUUAGUUGACAAUACCACUCAAAAAAGUAGUAAUAAUGAUCAGAUGAAUAUUUUGGAGAUGAUACUCAACUCUAACCUUCGAGAAAAAGUUAAAUUCUUCCUCUACAAGAGGAAACAUAAAAGCCGAAGGGAAUUGAUGCAAUUUUCAAGGACAACGAAGACUAAUGAUGAGUUGCAGGAUGGCAUCAAUUACUACUUCGGUGACUUCAAUCCUGAAUUAGAAACUAAACUCCUUAUCCAUGGUUGGCAUUCAAAUGAAGAGAGCGAUACUGUGCAAAAUAUCAAAAACAACUACUUGUCCAGGAAAAACCUGAAUAUCGUCACUGUUGAUUACAGAGAUAUCGCAGCUAAUGACUUUUACUACUAUCCCGCAUUUCAAAUACGAGAAGUUGGAAAAUAUAUUGCAGAACUCAUCGACUACCUUGUAACAAUGAAAAAUGCAAGCAUCGAAGAUUUUCAUUUGAUCGGACAUAGUUUAGGAUGUCACCUGGCCGGAUAUGCUGGUUCUUUUACAAAAUCAGGACAAGUUGGAAGAAUAACAGGCCUGGAUCCAGCAAUUAUUGGAUUUGAGUGGUCCGGUCCGGAAUCAAGACUUGAUGACAGUGAUGCUGUUUUUGUAGAUGUCAUCCAUACCGCUGCAGGAAGUCUUGGCUUCCGAAAUCCACUUGGACAUGCUGACUUCUAUCCAAACGGGGGAUUUAUACAACCUGGAUGUGGGACCAAUCUUAUAGAUCAACGUAAGCAUAUACCCAUAAAACUAAUUAUUUAUCCCUUACGUUAACUUUCUACUCUAGGGGCUGCUCAUGGAGUAUCAGUCAGUUCCCUUGCAAGAAGAAUCAUGGAAUUUAUCAUCUUU
Molecule: messenger RNA, 1202 nt
Organism: Phlebotomus papatasi
Lineage: Eukaryota; Metazoa; Arthropoda; Insecta; Diptera; Psychodidae
Product: endothelial lipase-like
Exons: 3
Coding region: 192-1127 (311 amino acids)
Molecular function (GO): lipase activity
Source: RefSeq, a predicted model, not a curated record